GUACUGACACGCACGGACGGAGCCAGUUUUUCAUUUUUUUUCAAAAAUAGUAGGUAUAAUUAGGGUGUAUUUAGAAUUUGAAGCCAACAAAAAUAAAACUUGGCCCCUACAGUUUCUAAAACCAAAAAAGAGCCCAAAUAACAUCUAUAAAAAUUAAUUCAAAUAGCCUAAGUUUAUCAAUAAACCCAUGGUUUAAGCCUUUCAGAAACAAAUAUAAAUAUAAAAAUAAAAACCAGAUUCCAGUCCGUAAAAUCUCUUCAAAUUUACCCCCCAAAAAAAAAAAACCCUAAAAUACCAGUCGAAUAGCAAAUGAGACUGUGACCGAGUGUGUCUCACAAGUUGCGCCUCCUUUGCUCUGGAAAGUGACGCCACGCCGGCGCCGCCACAAGCAUCAUAUCGCCGUGCCUAGCCCAAUCUGCUCUCCUUCUUUUGGUAUUUCAUAUUUUUUUGAAAUAGAAAUUCACAAAUUCGUAUCUUUUCCAUCAUCAUCUCCAUAUAUUUUUUAGGUUUCCUCUUCUCUGAAUCACUCACUCACUCAAACUGAGCUGAAGAAAAAAAAUGUCAAUAACCAGGCUGUUGUUUCUCCGACGAUGCUUAUACAACGACCAAACUCCCAAACUCACUUUCCUCUCCUCCCAUUUCCAAUCCUUCUCUUCUUCUCCUUUUUCUGAUGAUCCCAUUUCUCUCUCUGUUUCCUCGGAGCUCCUUAACAACCUGAACUCCGACCCGCUUCCGAUCUCCGAACGCCUCCACCUCAAGUUCUCUCACAUCAACCCAACGCCAUCUCUCAUCCUCUCCACUCUCAAUCUCUCUCCCGAAGCCGGCCGUACAGUCCUCGGCUUCCACCAAUGGCUCCUCUCGAACCCUAACUUCACUCACUCCGACGAAACUGUGUCGUUCUUCGUCGACUACUUCGGCCGCCGCAAGGACUUCAAGGCCAUCAACGAGCUCCUCUCCUCUUCUCGUCUCUCGCCGUCGCUCGGCCCUAAAACCCUGCAUGCCGCCAUUGAUAGGUUGGUCCGAGCAGGAAGGCCUGCCGAUACGGUGUCGUUUUUUGAAAAAAUGGAGCGAGAAUACGGCCUUAAACGCGAUCGCGAGUCGCUCACUCUGGUCGUCGAGAAGCUUUGUGAAAAUGGUUUUGCUAGUCAUGCGGAGAGGAUGGUGAAGAAUUUGGCGAAUGAGUUUUUCCCUGAUGAGAAGAUUUGUGAUUUGUUGGUGAAAGCUUGGUGUGUGGAUGGGAAGCUUGAUGAAGCUAAGAGACUUGCUGGGGAAAUGUAUAGGGGAGGGUUUGAGAUUGGUGUUUCUGCGUAUAAUGCGAUUCUUGAUUGUGUUUGUAAGCUUUGUAGGGACAAGGAUCCGUUUAGGCUUGAUUCAGAGGCGGAAAAGGUUUUGGUUGAGAUGGAUGUUCAUGGGGUUCCUAGAAAUGUGGAGACUUUCAAUGUGUUGAUUGGGAACUUGUGUAAGUUGAGGAGGACCGAGGAGGCAAUGAAGUUGUUUCAUAGGAUGGGGGAAUGGGGUUGUUAUCCGGAUGAUACCACGUUUCUCAUGUUGAUUCGGAGUUUGUAUCAGGCUGCGAGGGUGGGAGAAGGUGAUGAAAUGAUUGAUAGAAUGAGGUCCGCAGGUUUUGUGAGUAAGCUUGAUAAGAAAGCCUAUUAUGGGUUCUUGAAGAUUUUGUGUGGGAUUGAGAGGAUUGAUCAUGCUAUGAGUGUUUUCAAGAAGAUGAAGGAGGAUGGGUGCGAACCCGGGAUCAAGACUUAUGAUUUGUUGAUGGGGAAGUUGUGUGCUCAUAGUCGUGUGGAUAGGGCCAAUGCGCUUUUUAAUGAGGCGAAGAAGAGAGGGGUGCCGGUGGAGCCUAAAGCUUAUAUGGUGGACCCAAGAUUUGCGAAGAAAAAGAAGGUGAGGGUUGUGAAGAGUAGUGUGAAGAAGAGGGAGACGUUGCCGGAGAAGAUGGCUAGGAAGAGGAGACGACUUAAGCAAAUUAGAUUGAGUUUUGUGAAGAAACCGAAGGGAAUGAUGCGACGUGCCUUCUGAGAUCGUUUGUAAUUUUAUUUUAGCACACCUUGUUGGAAUUUUUGCUAGUGCUGCAGCUGCUUCUCUUUGGUUUCAAGUGAAGGGAUCUCUUCCUAGCAUGCCUGAUAGGAAAUCAGUUUUGGCUCUUCGUCAGUCUCAUUAAGGAACCAAGUUGUUCAUGAAAGAAGUGUGUUUUAUGUUGAAGAUCUUAUCUGAAAUUUGGUCAAAGUUUUCAAUGAACAUUGGAGCUGUUGAAAAACCAGAACAGUCUCGCCCUCAAGCGCAAGGUUAUUGAUUUGGCAAAAACCAGCCCAAGAUCAGUUAAAGAUGAAUUGUGAUGCAGCUGUUGGGACAGAGCUCUCAUAUGUAGCAGUGGUAGUUAGAGAUUGGAGAGGGACGUUGGUUUUUGCUUUAUUAAAAAAGGUGAAUACCAAGGUCCCUGUCCAAGCGGAAGCUGAAGCUUUUCUAUGGGCAGUGCAGCUAGCAAGCCAAAUGCAUUUUAAGAAGGUGAUAAUUGAUGGUGAAAAAAAAAAGGAAAAUUGAAAAAUAGGGCUAGAAUUCUCUCACCUUCUCUUUUGAAAACCCCUCAAUUCCUUUAUUUGAAUCCCAAAUACCUGAGAUUUUACAUCAUCAAAGAAAUUGCAAUCCGCGAGAGGGUAUGGGCUGAACCUUAGGCUGCCAUCACAGCAGAAGAAGAAGCAUCAGCAGCAGAAGUCAACAAAGCUGCCUCGCCCACCUGCCUUUGGGUUUAACAACGAUGAUGAGGAUGAUGUGGAGAGUGAUAUUUCUCGGCAAGCUAGCAAGAAACAAGUCCCUCAAGGACAACUGAGGAACAGCAGAAGAAAGCCCUCAAAGAAGACCCCACUGUUUUUGAUUAUGACGGAGUUUAUGAUGACACGAAACUGAAAGCCAUUCAACCUCGAGUUCAAGAUCGUCAAGACAGAAUGCCAAGAUAUAUUCAGCUACUGAAAGAAAAAACAAAAGAACAAGAGAAAUACCGUGAGGUAGUGUAUUAGAGAAAAUUUGCGAAAGAGAGAAGCCAAGAUGACCACCUCUAUGCAGACAAGGACAAAUUUGUGACGAGUGCUUACAAAAAGAAACUUGAAGAGCAGAGAAUAUGGAUGGAGGAAGAACGUUGCGUGAACUUCGAGAGGCACAGGAUUAUGGUGUUAAGCAAGUCCUUGUGAAACUCGGGGCCAAAGGGUCUGCCUUAUCUGUUGAAGCUGAAGAGCCAAUUAAACAACCUCUCAUAUCAGCCCCAAAGGUCCUCGAUACCACUGGGGCUAGAGUUACUUUUACUGCAGCAUUUAUUGUGGCUCUUGUGGAGGGCAAGUCCAGAAAUGAAAGCUUGAAAUUUUCUGCUGCAGCUGCUUCUCUGUGUUCAAGUGAAGGGAGCUCUUCCUAGCAUGCCUGAUAGGAAAUCAGUUUUGGCUCUUCUUCAAUCUCAUUAAGGAACUAAGUUGUUCACGAAGGAAGAGUGUUUUAUGUUGAAGUUGAAGAUCUUAUCAGAAGUUUGGUCAAAGUUUUCAAUGAACAUUGAAGCUGUAUAAAAACCAGAACAGUCUCGCCUUCAAGCGCAAGAUUAUCGAUAUGGCAAAAACCAGCCCAAGAUCAGUUAAAGAUGAAUUGUGAUGCUGCUGUUGGGAUGGAGAACUCAUAUGUAGCAGUGGUAGUUAGAGAUUGGAGAGGUACAUUGGUUUUCGCUUUAUCAAAAAAAGUGAAUACCAAGGUCCCUGUCCAAGCGGAAGCCAAAGCUUUUCUAUGGGCGGUGCAGCCAGCAAGCCAAAUGCAUUUUAAGAAGGUGAUAAUUGAGGUUGAUACAAAGAAUUGUGUUCAAGCAGUGACCAACUGCUCAAUAUCAGUGCAUUGGAGAAUUGCUAACUUUGUUGAUGAAGUCAAAUUGCUUUCAGUAAAGCUUUGACAAGCUGGAGUUUAUGUGGGUGUAUAGGAAUUGCUUAUGAGGCUGCUCAUGUCUUGGCAAAGUGGUCUCUAUCAAACUCCUGUCCUAACUAUUUUGUUGAUUGGCUGGGUCCUCCCCUUUUUGUUAAUGUUAUUAGUAAGAAAGAACAGCCUAGGUAUGGUCGAGUUUGAA
Messenger RNA from Quercus robur (English oak), 4102 nucleotides. Its product is annotated as pentatricopeptide repeat-containing protein PNM1, mitochondrial. The coding region runs from base 559 to 2031 and encodes 490 amino acids. Lineage: Eukaryota; Viridiplantae; Streptophyta; Magnoliopsida; Fagales; Fagaceae. The transcript has 7 exons. The record is from RefSeq and is a predicted model, not a curated record. Gene Ontology annotation, molecular function: protein binding.